GCCAGCUGGCGGUUACACGGCUUUCGGCAUUCACGGUGGUGAGGCCAAACUUCCUGGCGCCCACCCAUCGCAUCCACCGCGGGGCUUGGUGAGGCUUCACCUCUGAUCGCGAGGAGCCUGAAACUUGGAUGGUGGAAGAGGCAGCAGCUACAAACCCAGGAUGAGUAAAUUCUUCCGUAGAAACACUUCUCCUCCUGAUCCUUAAUAUUUUGACCGGGGUUUUUUGUUGCUUUGGGGUGGGGGGGGGAUAGAGAUGGAUCUCAAUCUUUAUACAUCUGCUAUAAGAUAUUUUUGCAAACAGAGUUGUAUACGAAGAUGUAUUGUGUACAUUUACCUGUAUAUUCUGGAACUUCUAAAAAUUUGAAUAUAAAAACUGAAAAUAUUUAAUGAAUAUCCAAACUGUGAGACCCAAUGAGCAUUCAACAACAUUCUGCUUCACUUUUUCUUUUGGACUGUGUUAACGAAUUGUAGUCGAAUCUGCCUUUUUCUUUUGUUUUGUUUUCUUUUCUUUUUAGAGAUUACGAAGCUAGGCAAAAAAAAAAAAAUUGUGCUUUUUGGGUUAAUAGAAACCAGUUCUAGGUGAUUAAGUAUGAUCUUAACUUAUUGAUACUGUGUUUUACUUUGUAAUAUUGUACUGUGGAUAAAACUAUAUUGAGCCAUGGAGUUGGAGUUUACAAAAAGAGAGCUUUUCACUUUGCCAAAAUGUUACAAUUUAAAGGCAGCAUAGUCUUCAGCUUUCCUAAUCUUUUCUUAAGAGCUAGUGUCUUUUUUGUACACUAAAAAAAAAAAGCUGAGUGCUGAUUUUGCAACAUAUAAUAAAUUCACUGUAUUGGAAAACAAGCAAACACUAAGGUUGUACGUUUCUUUUCAGUGCUGCGAGAGGACGUGAAAGAGAAAGGUGAUAAAUGGCUGGCGUGGAGUUUGAAAGCAGGAAGCAAAGGAUCUGUGUCAGUGAGGGAGUAAAAGUAUCAGAGCGGCGGCUCCGGGAACAAUGGCCGAGCCAUUCCUCGUGGAGAGCCCCGACGUCACCUACGGCAAGGACUUCAUCGAGGCCAAGUACACGUACAGCACCGUGCACGUCUGCAAGGAGAACGGCGUCACCAAGGUGCGGCCGUGCUCGACCCGCUUCACCUUCCGGACGGGGCGGCACGUCCCCCGCCUGGGCGUGAUGCUGGUGGGCUGGGGGGGCAACAACGGCACCACCGUGACGGCAGCCGUGCUGGCCAACAAGCUGGGGCUGUCCUGGAUGACCAAGACGGGGCGCAAGAAAGCCAACUACUACGGCUCCUUGCUCCAAGCUUCCACCGUCUGCCUGGGCACUGGCCCCUCUGGUGACGUCUACGUGCCUUUCCGGGACCUUCUGCCCAUGGUGCACCCCAAUGACAUCGUCUUCGACGGCUGGGACAUCUCCUCGCUGAACCUGGCGGAGGCCAUGCGGCGGGCGGAGGUGCUGGACUGGCCGCUGCAGGAGCAGCUCUGGCCCCACCUGGAGAAGAUGAAGCCACGACCUUCCAUCUACAUCCCCGAGUUCAUCGCCGCCAACCAGGAGGAGCGGGCGGACAACGUCCUCUGCGGGACCAUGGCUGAACAGAUGGAGCAGAUCCGCAGGGACAUCCGGGACUUCAAGGAGACCAGCGGGGUGGACAAAGUCAUCGUCCUGUGGACAGCCAACACGGAACGCUUCUGCGACGUCGUGCCGGGCCUCAACGACACGGCCAACAACCUGCUGCGGGCCAUCGAGCAAGGCCUGGAGGUGUCUCCAUCCACGCUCUUCGCCGUCGCCAGCAUCCUGGAGGGCUGCGCCUACAUCAACGGCUCCCCCCAGAACACCUUCGUGCCGGGCGCGGUGGAGCUGGCCGCCCAGCGCCACGUCUUCAUCUGCGGUGACGACUUUAAGUCGGGUCAGACCAAGCUGAAAUCGGUCCUGGUGGACUUCUUGGUGGGCGCCGGACUCAAGACCAAGUCCAUCGUGAGCUACAACCACCUGGGAAACAACGAUGGGAAGAACCUCUCGGCCCCACAGCAGUUUCGUUCCAAGGAGAUCUCCAAGAGCAACGUGGUGGAUGACACAGUCCAAGCCAACCCCAUCCUCUACGGACCUCAGGACAAACCCGACCACUGCGUGGUGAUCAAGUAUGUGCCCUACGUGGGGGACAGCAAACGUGCGCUGGAUGAGUACACGUCGGAGAUCAUGAUGGGCGGCACCAACACCAUCGUCAUCCACAACACGUGUGAGGACUCGCUGCUGGCCAGCCCCAUCAUCCUGGACCUGGCCAUCCUGACCGAGCUGUGCCAGCGCAUCACCUUCUGCACCGAGGCCGACCCCGAGUUCCAGGGCUUCCACAGCGUCCUCUCCAUCGUGGGGUUCCUCUGCAAAGCCCCACUCGUGCCCGAGGGCACCCCCGUCGUCAACGCCCUCUUCCGCCAGCGCAGCUGCAUCGAGAACAUCCUCAGGGCGUGCCUGGGGCUGCCCCCCCAGCACCACAUGCUGCUGGAGCACAAGCUGCAGCGGCCGGCGCCCAGCGCCAAGCGCUCCUGCCCGGGGGGGGCCGCCUGCCCCCUGGCCCCCAGGAAGACGCCGGGGGGGCCCCAGCUCAACGGGCACCCCUGCCCCGGGGCCCCCCGGCCGGGGCCCCCCCGCACUGCGCUGCGCAUCGACGGAGCCGACUAACGCGCUUUUGGGGGUUUUGGGAGGGGGG
Cuculus canorus (common cuckoo) is the source of this 2699-nucleotide messenger RNA. It is a transcript of the gene ISYNA1, whose product is annotated as inositol-3-phosphate synthase 1. The coding region runs from base 992 to 2671 and encodes 559 amino acids. The record is from RefSeq and is a predicted model, not a curated record. Lineage: Eukaryota; Metazoa; Chordata; Aves; Cuculiformes; Cuculidae. Gene Ontology annotation, cellular component: cytoplasm. Gene Ontology annotation, molecular function: inositol-3-phosphate synthase activity. Gene Ontology annotation, biological process: phospholipid biosynthetic process; inositol biosynthetic process. The transcript has 11 exons.